CACACACACACACACACACACACACACACACACAGUCGUGCUCUUGUGACUCGUGUGAGUGCGCAAGAAAUUACAGUCGCGCGCUCUGAGGUAACAGUAACAGCGCUUCAGUCUGGGAGAAUCUGACUCGAGUCUGGCAGACACAUCCACUGGAAAGAGCAGCAGUCACAGGCUUUACGCGGAGAGCCAACACUUCAGAAGGCUACAGGUUUAAGUGUGUCACUGGGCAGCAUGACGGAGGUGAUGAACAGCUGUGACUCUGCGGUGGGAGACUACAGUGUGAGCGGUGCGUCUGAGGAGCAGAACAUCUCUUUGCAGAUCUUCCCAGACUCCCAUGAACGGUUCCCAAAGCUUUCCAAACGCCUGCCAUCCAUCGUGGUUGAACCCCCUGAGAGCGGGGAGGUGGAGAGCGGGGAACUCCGCUGGCCCCCUGAUGAUCUGAGCCCUACAGACGACCCCAGAGACAAACAGGCCCAGGCUGCAUGUGACAAGGCCACAGAAGACAGCCAAGAGAUCGCAACAGAAAACUAAUGGGCGAUGGUUGGCACCAAUCCAGCCAAUCACUGUGAAUGUCUUCAUUAUGGACAGGAGUGAAUUGAAGACUCCACCAGUUAGGUCUGCCUAUCAUCCACACUAGAGCCGCCCACCAGCUGACCGAGGCCUGAGAGACUGUCUUAACUGAGCUAGCUCACGUGCCAAACUCUAGUGGUAGUCAGCUGCUGUGAUUGAAUUGUAAAAGAUCUUGAAUAACACCAUGAUACCCAUUAGAAGUCACCUAUGCCUGCUAAAUUAUAGACUGUCAUUCAUUUAUGUAUUUAUUUGCUUUGGACCAAAGUCUUUCAUUCCUUCCUAUCAAAAGGACAUAGCUUCAGGAUAUCAAUUUGAUGUAUUAUAUAAGCAUACAUUAAGUGAAAAUGGAUUUCAGAUAAUAUGUAAAUGAACUGCAGUGCAUAAUGGUCAGUGUAGAUUUCAAACUCUACACCAUGUACAGUAGAUCUCAGUUUGUUUUCACGUUCACAUAGGGUUUUCUUCUUAACAUGCUUUCAAGAUUUGCACAUAUUCUUUGGCACUUGCAUUCAUUCUCUGUUAUUCACAUCGCUGCUGCUGAUUUACUAGUGUUUGCCAGAGCUGCUGUAAAUGUAGCUUUCUUUGCCUUAGACAUUUAGUUGUAGUUACACUGUAUGUAUGUCAUAAUUUUAAUUAAAUUACUGUUUGUAUAUAUAUAUGUUCAGACGGUCAUUAUUUUACCCAUCAUAUGUAUCUGUCACCUUCCAAAGGCGAAACUCUUUGGUGCUUCAGAGUGUGUUGAAUAUCACUGUAUUCUGUAACAAAUCUACUGCUCUUUUGAUGUUUGAGUAUUAGUCUAAAAAUAUUAAUGAUCUGUUUGGGAAUGGGAAUGAAUGCAGCACAGUAUCGCUUAGCAUUAAAGGCAGUUAUUUCUA
Messenger RNA from Cyprinus carpio (common carp), 1442 nucleotides. RefSeq names its product protein LBH-like. Lineage: Eukaryota; Metazoa; Chordata; Actinopteri; Cypriniformes; Cyprinidae. The record is from RefSeq and is a predicted model, not a curated record. The transcript has 4 exons. Bases 232 to 531 code for a protein of 99 amino acids.